Messenger RNA from Paramecium sonneborni, 1834 nucleotides. Lineage: Eukaryota; Ciliophora; Oligohymenophorea; Peniculida; Parameciidae. The record is from the annotation of a GenBank genome assembly.
AUGUCAUAAUGUGAGAUAGAGUGUUGUGAUAAGGGAAUAAGGAUUGAUGGCAAAUGCAGAUGUGAUAUUGGUGCAUUUGGUGAAGAGUGUUACUAUAAUUUAUAAGACCUUUACAUAGCUCCCUAUUACACAUUUUUAGGUGUUUAUUGUGCUGCUUUUGUUUUUAUUCUCUUUAUAACAAUUCGACAAUUUUAGACCUCUUUAAAGGCAUCUAAGAUCCCAUCUUAUUAUACGUAAUUGGUCUGAACAAAUUGUAGUUGUUUUUAGUUUGCCUAUGCAUUAAUAGGGUCACCUUAGAAUUACAUACUUGCUCUAACGAUAAUAUUAUCAAUUUGUAAACUGAUUUGGCUGAUUCUGGAUCCUUUCGAAAUUUAUGUAAGUAUAACAAGCUUAAAUUAUAAUAGAGAGACAAAACAACUGUUAUUAAGAGAUUUCUAUCUGAUUUAGUUUACACUCUAUUAUUUUAUAUCUAUGGUUGUUUAUUGAUUGUCUGGUAUACUAUGUAUGAUGAAAUAUCAUUCAAUGUAUAUUAGGAUAAGACUAAAAGGAAAUACAUAUUCAAAUAUUAUAAGGAAGUUUUAAAGUUGCGACUUUUUAUUGUCUUUCUAAUCUAAAUUGCUGUAAGCAUUAUGAAUGGUAUCAAUUUUAUUCUAAGAAACUAGGUCUUAGGAAAGGCAUUUAAUAUCCUGCCUUUUUGAUGUUUUGCUAUAGUUUUCUAUUGAUUAAUUUCUUUUUUUUCAUACUUGAAUUUUUGAUCUAUGGAUAAUCUCUUUAAAAAUGCAUUAGAGAAUAGAUUUCUAAUUGCAAAUUAUAAUUUAUAGAGUAGCAAAAACUAAACAAUGAUUAAAUUGAUCAAGUUCCUUAAAAUGAUAGUUUAUGUAAAUCUCCUGAAUCUAUGCAACGAUAUCUAAGAAUGUCUAGAUAAAUAAGUAUUGAAGAUUAAAAAAAUGAAAUUAAAGAUGAAGUCAAAUAAAUUGAAGAAGUAAAACAUAAAAUUGCAGUUACAAAAUUUAAAUCUGUAUCAUUUGCUAGAACUUUUAUUAAAGGGAUGCGUGGUUCAUCAUUUUUUAGAUAAGAAAGUUAAAAAUAAUUAAAGACACUUCAAAAAAGUUAAGAUAAUAAAAAUGAAUCCUCUUAAUUCGAAAAUUAACUCUAAGAAGAAUAACCAGAAGAGGGAAUGGAUAGUUGUUGUUUAAAAGAAGAUUAAUAAAAUGAUCUCAAAUGGGAUAAUGAUGAUGAUAGGAUAACCUACUAAGAAACUGUCAGAUAAUAAAUUAAAGCUGUAAAAGAAACCAAGGAACAAGCUGAAAAACGAAAAUUAUCAGAGAUAUAAAAUUUUAAAUCUAAAUCACAUAGUGAAAAUAAUAAAUCAACCCAUAUUAAUAAUUGCUCUUUUGAAUAAAAAACCUAAUAACUUCGCUAUUAAUCUGAUGAAUACUAAGAAAAGUACAACAACAAAUCAGCCAAUUUGGUUAUUGACAAAUAGAUUUUAUAUAAAAUAUAAUUAUUGGUUUAUAUUGGAAUUAUUUUGGAAAUUUUAUUUGGUGGCUUGAGUAUUACAGUAUUAGUAACUGAUUUAAUCAGAAACCCAGUUGGAUAACUAAUAUACUUAUAUGGAUCAUCAACACUCCAAUUAUUUUCCUUACUUACAGUUUUAAAAUUAUUUCGAGAUAUCAAAAAUUAAGAAAUUAAAAAUCUUAUUUGGAUUUAGAAAGUAGGUAGCAAAAAAAAUAAAAUUAAUCAAAAUUAUUUCUUUUCCAUUCCAAAAGAUUAAAAAGUUGAUGAAUAAAAAUAAAAAUUAGAAUAGAGAAUUAAUAUGAUUACUCUAUAUUGA